UCUCGCCGCCACGGCAGUGGGCGCGCCGUGCCGUGGCACGUGGGUCCAGUCGAGGUCCCCCGGCCGGCAGGGGGCGUGAGAUCUCGGCCUCACGCUGGCGUCCACGGGGGCCGGAAGUCCCUCCCCGGAAGGCGUCAUGGGGACGACGGCGGAAGUGGGAGAAGUACCGCCCCUUGGGCUGUGCACCUUCUUGGCGCCGCGGGCACGGGGACCCUGCUGUCAGCCUGGCUUCCUCACUUCUCCGCCGCCCGCUGUCCGCCACCCCGGUCGCCGCCGCGUCCUUCUCCGAAAGCUGGGCGGCCGGCAGUCGCGUCCGGCUGUUGCAGGCGGUGGACACGGAGCACACCGUGGACUCGGUGGAGUGGUGCCCGCUGGAGGGCUGCAGGCACUUGCUGGCGUGCGGCACCUACCAGCUGCGGAAGCCGGAGGACCAGCCCGCCGACCCGGAGAGCAAGAAGGAGCCUCCCAUCCUGGGCCCAGCAGGGUUUAUCCACCUACUCAUUAAUCACAUACAAGAGAAGAGACGUUUCUCCAGCUCGGAAAAUCAUCGGUGCUGCUUCCAGGCAGAGAGUGGACUGGAUGUUGAUGAGCCUCAAAUUCGUUUUGGUCGUCUCUACCUGUAUAGUUUCAAUGAGGACAGCUCUUCUUGCCCCCUGGUUGAGGUCCAAAGAAGGGAUACUUCGGCGAUCCUGGACAUGAAAUGGUGCCACAUUGCUGUGGCCGGCCAUGCGCUCUUGGGAGUGGCAGAGGCUGCUGGGUCCAUAGAGCUACUCCGCUUGGUGCGAUCCGAGCAGAACUCUUACACACUACAGCCGUUCUCCCGCUUUGCCCUGGAAAAGCAGUGUCUGGCCUUGUCCUUGGACUGGUCCACUGGGAAAGCCGGAAGAUUUCCCCACUGCUUCCCUGUAUCUAGGGCCGGUGACCAGCCCUUGAAGAUCAUUAGCAGCGACUCCAGCGGGCAGCUCCAUCUCCUGCAGGCGUACCAGGCAGGACCAGGAAUGCAGGCCGUGGGCACGUGGCAGGCCCAUCACUUUGAGGCCUGGGCUGCUGCUUUCGAUUACUGGCAGACGGAAGUCGUGUAUUCAGGUGGGGACGAUGGCCUUCUGAAAGGCUGGGACACCAGGACCCCUGGCACACCCGUGUUCACAAGCAGGAGACACUCCAUGGGCGUGUGCAGCGUCCAGAGUAGCCCCCAUUGCGAGAACGUCUUGGCCACGGGAAGCUACGACGAGCACGUUCUUCUCUGGGACACUCGGAGCGUGAAGCAGCCGUUGGUGGACGUGCCCAUGCCGGGCGGGGUGUGGAGGCUCAAGUGGCACCCUUUCCACCACCACCUGCUCCUGGCAGCGUGUAUGCAUGGUGGCUUUACGAUCUUCGACUGCCAAAAGGCAAUAGAGGAGAAUCAGGAAGUGCUCCCAGUCACUCUGUCCUACACCUUGCCCAACUCGCUGGUGUAUGGAGUCGACUGGUCCUGGCUGUACUUCCGCCGCUUGCCGCAGACCCAUCCGUCAUUCUGCUUGGGGUCCUCUCCUGGCAGCGACCCAGGAGGCAAAACAGCAGACCCAGUCUGUUCCCUGAAGGAUGCGGCCCAGUCGCCAGCACCCUGUUUUGAGUGUUUAGCUGAUGCUGAUGGAGAGGGUGGUAACAAACACCAGAGUGGAGGCAAGCUGAAGACUCCUCUCCAGCCCUUUGCAGAGGACAAGGACGGCGGCCAGCUGCGUGCCUCAGGGGUCCAGAUCUGUGAGCGUGGCCACUCUCUGGAGGCAGCUGACUCUGAUGUCAGCCUUGUAGCCACUUGCUCCUUUUAUGAUCAUGUUCUUCACCUCUGGAAGUGGGAGAACAGCUGAGCUAGGGCAGUUACUUGGUUUGACAUCAUAAAGACCAUUUCCACCAAUAAAACCAAGAGUAUGUCUUUA
Molecule: messenger RNA, 1916 nt
Organism: Balaenoptera ricei (Rice's whale)
Lineage: Eukaryota; Metazoa; Chordata; Mammalia; Artiodactyla; Balaenopteridae
Gene: DPH7
Product: diphthamide biosynthesis 7
Exons: 10
Coding region: 696-1847 (383 amino acids)
Molecular function (GO): protein binding
Source: RefSeq, a predicted model, not a curated record